GCAGAGGGAAGUGUCUCUGGGGACAGCAGCUACGACUGAGUCCACAGGCCGACACUGAGCUGCUCAGGCCGAGGCGGUGCGCUCAGCACAGAGGCCCUGGAACAGGCAUCUGCAGGUCGUGAGCUGAGGCCGCCGCGAUGCCGCACUUCCUGGACUGGUUCGUGCCCGUGUACCUGGUCAUCUCCGUGCUCAUCCUGGUGGGCUUCGGCGCCUGCAUCUACUACUUCGAGCCUGGCCUGCAGGAGGCGCACAAGUGGCGCAUGCAGCGCCCCCUGGUGGACCGUGACCUCCGCAAGACCCUGAUGGUCCGCGACAACUUGGCCUUCGGAGGCCCAGAGGUCUGAGCUGACCGGCGCCGGGCACCGGGCGCCCUCCCCCGCCUCGCCCAGCCUGGAGACCCUGAGGCAGAGAGAGGACAACGUCUGCUCCUCCGGGCCACCCCUCUGGAGCUGGGCCCUCCCAGCAGAAGCUUCUGGGUGCCCCGGGUGGACACUGGCUGCACCUGGUGAGAUAGGGGCACCUGGGUAUCUUGAGGUGUCACUGCUGCUGGCCCGGGGCUUGCUUUCCACCUCAAGCCAGUUCUCUCCACACCUGCCCUCCCCAGCUCUGGGUUUAUCCCCCGCUGGCCUCCAGUGCCUUUGUGCUGCCCAGCACUCUCGCCUCUCACCUGGAGUCAGGCGCCGCCGCCCCUGCCUGUCCUAAGUGUCUAGAUUCCCACUUCCCCACUGAAUCCCCGGUGACACUCAACGGCCCGCUCCACCCGAGGAGGCAACCUCCCUGCAGCCUCACAUGGCAGGCUUCAAAGCUGACCCAAGGGAAAGGCCCUAUUUGGAGGGGUGUCUGCUCCUUCCAGUUCAGCCCCACCCCUCCGGACUCAGACUUGGCAACGGUGAGCGUGUGUGACGGGGUAUGCAGAGGGGUGAGACCACAGAGGACGGAGGGGUGUGUGUGUGUGAAAGAGAGAGAGACAGAGAGAUGAGAGAGAGAGUCUGGGAGGGGGGAGUGGGGAGGGGGACAGGCAGGUAUGUAUGUGUAAGAGGGAGAGCGGGGGGGCCCCAAGCAGGGCGGGAGGUGGCGGGGACGGGGCGAGCCUGUGAUAGGCUGCCCACAGCGGUUCUCACCUCCCUCCCUGUGCCAGGUUUCCCUACUCUCUCCUUCCCCAAGGCCCCUGCCCUGUACUGCAGCCCCCAGCACCAUCCCCCUGCCCAGCCAACCCCACCAGGGAGCCCUCCUCCUUUGUGGAACACUGUUGCCUCAUUUGGGAUGCCGAGUAGCAGCCUGUCUCACUCUCCUCCUCUGGGGCUUCCCUCUUAGUUUCUUGCAAUAAUAAAGACUUCAUGACUAUUUCUGCA
Molecule: messenger RNA, 1352 nt
Organism: Neofelis nebulosa (Clouded leopard)
Lineage: Eukaryota; Metazoa; Chordata; Mammalia; Carnivora; Felidae
Gene: SMIM45
Product: small integral membrane protein 45
Exons: 2
Coding region: 138-344 (68 amino acids)
Source: RefSeq, a predicted model, not a curated record